This is a messenger RNA of Cebus imitator (Panamanian white-faced capuchin), 1796 nucleotides long. It is a transcript of the gene PRDM14, whose product is annotated as PR/SET domain 14. The coding region runs from base 183 to 1796 and encodes 537 amino acids. The record is from RefSeq and is a predicted model, not a curated record. Gene Ontology annotation, cellular component: nucleus. Gene Ontology annotation, molecular function: RNA polymerase II transcription regulatory region sequence-specific DNA binding; protein binding. NCBI's taxonomy places the organism in Eukaryota, Metazoa, Chordata, Mammalia, Primates, Cebidae. Gene Ontology annotation, biological process: regulation of transcription by RNA polymerase II. The transcript has 7 exons.
UUCCCCACCCUCGCCCUCUGGAUGCCCCGCGGCCCCGCCCGCCCUCUUAAACCUGGCUCAGCCCUCGGGGCCCGCCCGAAGUCUACCGAGCCCGAGUGGCCCUGCAGCGUCCUGGAGGUGUCUGCUCCGCCGCAGCGUUCUCGGAGGUGGUGUCGGAGAGCCUCCUAGCACGCGGGCCCGGGAUGGCUCUUCCCCGGCCAGGCGAGGCCGCCCCUCCGGACAAGGUGUGCUACCUCCCCGAGAGCAGCCCGCAGAACCUGGCCGCGUACUACACGCCUUUCCCGGCCUAUGGACACUACAGAAACGGCCUGGCCACCGCGGAGGAAGACUUCCAACCCUUCCGGCAGCUGGAGGCCGCCGCGUCUGCUGCCCCGGCCAUGCCCCCCUUUGCCUUCCGCAUGGCGCCUCCCGUGCUGAGCCCGAGUCUGGGCCUACAGAGGGAGCCUCUCUAUGAUCUGCCCUGGUACGGCAAGCUGCCACCGUGGUACCCAAUUCCUCACGUCCCCAGGGAAGUGCCGCCCUUCCUGAGCUGCAGCCGCGAGUACAUGGGGGCCAGCGGUGAAGAUCUGGGCCACCAAAUCACUGGUGGCCGCAACGAGAGUGACCCGUGUUGUGGACCCGAAACUUUCAUUCCACCGCCCCCUGUGGAUGCCUCUCUGUUACCUGAUGGGCUGAGGACCUCGCAGUUCUUACCUUGCUCACCCAGCAAGCAGCCUGAGGAUGGUCCCAAACCCUCCAACCAAGAGAGGACGUCGCCUGCCCGGUUCCACUUCACGGAGGAAGAUCUGCACUUCGUUCUAUACGGGACCACUCCCAGCCUGGAGCACCCAGCCAGCCUGCAGCAUGCGAUUUCAGGGCUCCUGGUCCCCACAGACAGCUCUGGAUCUGAUUCUCCUCCUCAAACUCUGGAUAAAGACUCCCUUCAACUUCCAGAAGGUCUGUGCCUCAUGCGGACCGUGUUUGGUGAAGUCCCACAUUUCGGCGUGUUCUGCAGUAGUUUUAUUGCCAAAGGAGUCAGGUUUGGGCCCUUUCAAGGUAAAGUGGUCAACGCCAGUGAAGUGAAGACCUACGGAGACAAUUCUGUGAUGUGGGAGAUCUUUGAAGAUGGUCGUUUGAGCCACUUUAUAGAUGGAAAAGGAGGUAUGGGGAAUUGGAUGUCCUACGUCAACUGUGCCCGCUUCCCCAAGGAGCAAAACCUAGUUGCUGUGCAGUGUCAAGGGCAUAUAUUUUAUGAGAGCUGCAAAGAGAUCCACCAGAACCAAGAGCUCCUUGUGUGGUAUGGAGACUGCUAUGAGAAAUUUCUGGACAUUCCUGUGAGCCUUCAGGUCACAGAGCUGGGGAAGCAGCCACCUGGGCCCUCUGAAGAGUCUGCAGAAGGCUACAGAUGUGAAAGAUGUGGAAAGGUAUUUACCUACAAAUAUUACAGAGACAAGCACCUCAAAUACACCCCCUGUGUGGACAAGGGCGAUAGGAAAUUUCCCUGUUCUCUCUGCAAACGAUCCUUUGAGAAGCGGGACCGGCUGCGGAUCCACAUUCUUCAUGUUCAUGAGAAGCACCGGCCUCACAAGAGGUUCACAGCCUCCAGCAUACUCCGCACACACAUCAGGCAGCACUCUGGGGAGAAGCCCUUCAAAUGCAAGUACUGUGGUAAAUCAUUCGCAUCCCAUGCUGCCCAUGAUAGCCAUGUCCGACGUUCACACAAGGAGGAUGAGUGCUGCUCCUGUAGCAUCUGUGGGAAAAUGUUCUCAGAUCAAGAAACAUUCUACUCCCACAUGAAGUUUCAUGAAGACUGUUAG